Messenger RNA from Momordica charantia (bitter melon), 1700 nucleotides. RefSeq lists its product as uncharacterized. Lineage: Eukaryota; Viridiplantae; Streptophyta; Magnoliopsida; Cucurbitales; Cucurbitaceae. Gene Ontology annotation, biological process: regulation of DNA-templated transcription. The record is from RefSeq and is a predicted model, not a curated record. Gene Ontology annotation, cellular component: nucleus.
UUUUAAAAAAGCAUCUAAGAAUGAGUGCAACUUUUUGUAUGUUUCCAAUCAAAGAAAAGAAAAUAAAAAAUCUUUAGAGCGGAGGUGUUUGGGGUUUGAAAUUUGAAAGUGGCCGGACGCUAUAAACUCGACCGUUGGAGCUGAAGUAAAAGUUACAGUUCCGUCACACAAAUUGAAGGGACCGCCAAAAAAACACGGUGGCAGUACGACGACGGUGGGUCCCCUCGCGAGAUCACAACGGCCCAUGUGCAUUUGGGUGACAGAAUGUCAUUUUAUUUUUUCCCUUCCGCACCACUUCCCCAUCUCUCUUUCCUACUGCUGCAGCAAAGAAGAAACAAACGCCAUGGGAAGGCUCAGAGCAAAAUGUGACUACGAAGACAUCAGAAAUGCUCGCAUUUUGGAGAAUCAGGAGCGAUUGGCGUCGCUAGGGUUGAAGAAGACCGUAUCUGAACUUCGUUCCAUCCUUUCCUCUGCAAAAUCUCCGAAGAUCCAACCGAGCAAAUGUCGCCAGGCGAUCUCCAGAAUCUCCCUUCCUCUUCGUCGCUCCGAUCGCCUGAAGCGAAUUACGCCCGAAACCACUCCCCUACGUUGCCAGAUUUCUUACCGGAGAUCCGACCGCUUAAAGGGGAAACUAAUGCUUGAUAAUCCGAACUCCGAUUUUAAAGAAGUAGGAGAAAUUGGAGUAAGGGAAGAGACGAAGAAGAGGCCUGCGAAUGCCCCUUUGGUGGACAGUGUCGAAUCGAAACAUCGACUUUCGCCGGACGCUUCGGCAAGGACGUGCAAUAGCAAGGGACGGGGCAGUGUUUAUGAUCCUGUUUUUGGAAUCUGCUGCCAUUUCUGCAGGCAGAAGAAACUCUGUGGAGAAGAAGAUUGCAAGAGAUGUGGUGAUUUCGAUAUGGAUGAACCCUGCAUCGGAAAGACUGAUUGCUCUGUUUGUCAUUCCUCCAAUGGCGUCUUUUGCCGAGCUUGUCUGAAGGUCAGAUAUGGCGAAGAAAUAGAAGAAGUGAUAGAGAACAAGAAAUGGAUGUGCCCUCAUUGCGUGGAGGAGAAAGGAAUUGACCCUUAUUGGAUAUGCAACAGUUCAUUGUGUUUGAAGAAGCGCAAGAUGGCUCCAACAGGGCCCGCCAUUUACAGAGCUCGGGAAAUGGGAUACCAAUCCGUUGCACAUCUGUUGAUGGAUGAACUCAAGCGAGCAGAUUUAUGCAAGAGAUAAGCCUUCGUUCUCUUUUUGCUUCUGAUGCUGAACUCUGACUUUGAAUCUCUGUAUCAUAUAUCUCACAAAUUUCAGUAUUUAAUUGGUAAAAUUUCCCAACUUUCAAUUCAACCCCAUCUCUAAAAUCAUAUAUAAAAUAAUGAAAAGGUCCUAUAAUUACAUAAAUAUUUCAGGACACUCGUAAAAGUAGGGGAGACAAAACUAAUAGCUAUUUGCAGAGAUCCAAUUUUUCCUGAUAUCCUCUCAAUAACGCUCGGCCACGGUUGCUUUCUUCGUUUUAUGUUUGAACUGCUUACAAAUAUAUGUGUGUUGAUAUAGCAUUGAUAUAUCUUAUUAAAUUAUUGAUAUAUUUGUGUGUUGAUAUAAUAUUAGUAUACCUUAUUAAAAUGCAAUCGGUUUGAACGUGAAAAACAGCAAGAAAGUGGCUCUUCUGUGUGAUCUCUAUGUAAUGGGCUGAGUGUUAUUUAAGGGUAAAUUUAAUUAUUUA